Molecule: messenger RNA, 1176 nt
Organism: Gossypium raimondii (Peruvian cotton)
Lineage: Eukaryota; Viridiplantae; Streptophyta; Magnoliopsida; Malvales; Malvaceae
Product: exopolygalacturonase
Exons: 4
Coding region: 1-1176 (391 amino acids)
Biological process (GO): carbohydrate metabolic process
Molecular function (GO): polygalacturonase activity
Source: RefSeq, a predicted model, not a curated record
AUGGCUCUCCAAAUUGUUUUCUUUUCAAUUUUCUUCUUUGUCUCCUUCACUAUAGCUCAAGGUGUAAGAACUUUGAAUGUUAGAAAUUACGGUGCCAUUGCUGAUGGCCGAACAGACAAUAAAAAGGCUUUUCUUCGAGCAUGGAAUGACGCUUGCUAUCAGAAUGGAGGUUCUAUAGUUUAUAUACCUAAAGGAGUGUACAUGGUGGGAUCAGUUGAAUUUGCAGGUCCUUGUAGAGGACCAAUAAUGUUUUUAAUCAGUGGAGAUUUAAAGGCUCCAAUUGGACCUUAUUCCAAUGUUGAGAAAUGGAUAGGGUUUCAACAUGUAAAUAACUUAAUAGUUAAAGGUGGUGGAACAUUGGAUGGUCAGGGACCUUCUGCUUGGCCUUACAACAAAUGUCAAAAGACCAACAAUUGUGACCCUCUUCCAAUUUCAAUUAAAUUCGACUUUGUGACAAAUUCAAGGAUUGAGUCCAUAAGAUCAGUCAAUAGUAAAAAUGUUCAUCUUGCAAUCUACGGUUGCAACAAUGUAAACGUGUCGAAAGUCGAUUUGUUAGCUCCUGCCGACAGUCCCAACACCGAUGGAAUCAAGAUCAGCCGGUCGGCUGACAUUCGAAUUACCAACUCUAGAAUAAGAACAGGUGAUGAUUGUAUCGCCAUCAUCUCUGGGAGCUCCAACAUUGAUGUGUCCUAUGUUUAUUGUGGUCCUGGACAUGGUAUCAGCAUUGGAAGCCUUGGUAAGUAUAAAAAUGAAGAGAAUGUUAAUGGUGUGACUGUAAGAAAAUGUACCCUCAAUGGAACAGACAAUGGUGUUAGAAUCAAAUCAUGGGAAUCUCCUUAUGCAAUCACUGCCUCAAAGUUUUUAUUUCAAGACAUUUUUAUGGAGAAUGUUAGAAACCCAAUCAUUGUUGACCAGACAUAUUGCCCACACUCUCCAUGCAAUCAAGAGACAGCUUCUCAUGUCCAAAUCCAAGAUGUUACAUAUAGGAACAUAUGGGGAACGUCGAGUUCUCAAGUUGCAGUUUCGUUUGAAUGUAGUAAAAAAUUUCCAUGCAAGAACAUAGUGAUGACUGAUGUUAAUUUGGCUAUUGUUGGAGGUGAAGGUCCUUUAAAAUCUUCGUGUUCAUACGUUAAAGGUCGUUCCUUUGGCCGACAAAAUCCUCCACCUUGUUUCUAG